Molecule: messenger RNA, 834 nt
Organism: Vanrija pseudolonga
Lineage: Eukaryota; Fungi; Basidiomycota; Tremellomycetes; Trichosporonales; Trichosporonaceae
Gene: FMP52
Product: Protein FMP52, mitochondrial
Exons: 2
Coding region: 49-783 (244 amino acids)
Source: RefSeq, a predicted model, not a curated record
UGCUCUCAUCACCUCGACAUCCUCCUCGACCUCAACCCCCACACGACAAUGACCUCAAUCAUCCUAACCGGCGCAACGGGCACCGCAGGCUCCGCGGUGCUCCACACGGCCCUCGCCUCGCCCCUAAUCUCGCAUGUGACGGUGCUCGCGCGCCGCCCCCCGGCCAUCACGCACGACAAGCUCGAGACGAUUAUUUUGCCCAGCGACGAGUACCCCAAGGGGUUUGACGCGAUCCCCGACUCGCUUGUCGAGCAGCUGCGCAAGCGCGGGAGCUCGGCGGUCGUUUGGGCGCUGGGCGUGAGCCAGCGGGAUGUGGACAAGGAGACUUAUGUCAAGAUCACCUACGACUACACUGUCGAAGCAGCCCGCGCGUUCCAAUCCCUCGGCACGCCCGACAAGCCGUUCCGCUUCGUCUUCGUAAGCGGCAUGGGCGCGGACCAGACGGAAAAGUCGUACCCGAUCUUCGCGAAGAUCAAGGGACGCGCGGAGAAGUGGCUCGUGGAGCACGAGACGGAGAGCUUCAAGGCCGUCAACCUGCGUCCUGGCGGCAUCGUGCCCACGGCCGAACACGCCAAGAACGUGCCGUUCGUCCAGAAGGCGAUGAUCAGCGCUGCUGGGUGGCUGCUUCCCUCGCGCAUGAUCCAGAGCACGGACCUUGCGAAGGCGGCGGUCGAGCUCGCGGCCGGUAACGGCUGGGAGGCGCGCGACAAGGCCGAGCACUGGAUCGAUAACACCGCGCUUAACCGCCUCGCCAAGGCGUACGACGAGCAGAUUGCGCACUGAGCCGCGUUGGCGGGUAUGGGGCUGUUGUAAGAUGCAUAGAGUAUAGACUUG